UACAGUACCACGGAGCCUGCAAGUGUCCUGAGCUGCUCAGAGCCGGGCGGCACAGCCCAGGGCAGACAAGGCGGCUGCGAAGAUUCCAAGGGUUCUGCUGGAAAUUCGCACGGGGGACCCCAGCAGGAGCCUGUUGCCUUUGUGUUCUAAAAGCACGCAAGGUCUGUAUAGCUUGGGCAUGAGGAUCUUUCAGAAGAUGUCAGAGCAUCAGAAUAUAUAACACCUACUGGGGAAUUGAGUUUGGGUUAAAAGAAAGAGAGAGAGAGGAAAGAAAGACAGCGGGAGAAGAAAUUCUUAGACAACGUCUGACUUGCAGCUGUGAAUUUCAUUUUCGUUCCAAGGCAAAAUAUGAGAAGCCCGCACAUGGUUGUGAUAACAACAGAUUAAAGGGAAUUCUGCAGUGAAAGGAUCAAUAGCUUAGUCAUUUUACUCAACGAGAGCAGGCAGCCUUAUUAUGGGGUUAGGCAGCAGAAAUGAAUUUCCUCAUGACAGCACCUUCUGAAGUCAUGAUGGUAGCUAAUGAUAAUCCUGUCCUGUACAGCAGAAAUUGUUUGUUGCCUACCUACUUUUGCAGUUGAAAACCAGCAAUUCUGAGAUUUGAGAGAGAAGUUGGCUUGGCUAAUACAUGGUUUCUAGCCCCUCUGCCCAGGUCUUUGUCCGACACGUCUCAGAAGGCAGCACUGCAUUAACGUGACCACACAUGAAUAUGUGCCUAAGAAAGAAGAAAAAGCAAUAUUCAUUUUUAAAGGACAGCAUGGCAAAGCAGCCUGAAGUUUUCCACUUCCCUUCUAACACUUCUUUAACAAGGAUAACAAGAAACUGUCUUUUGACUCCUCUUUUCUCACAUUCCAGAGUCCUUCCUGCGAGGAUGCAUUAAUUGACACUGUAGGAAGUUGGAUUUUACCAGGACAUUAUUAGCCACCAUUGAGGAUUAGUGAUUGAACUGGUUAUUUUAGUGUUCUGCCUACAUAGUGGAACCUAAUGGAUGGACCCAUCCCUGCAGUGCUCUGUGAUAUUUCUUUCUUCAAAUCCUGGAAGGGCUUUUGUUGUUGCUCUUUGUUUUUUGGGGGGGAUUUCUUUGGAAUUUAAUACUUGUUGCAAUAAUUGCCCAUGAUAGCUGCUCAAAACAGGAGAGUUGGAAUUCUUCUCUGAAGGCCACUCAUGAAACAUAUGAGACAAGGAAAAUAUUAAUGACAGAAGAUCUGCAAGUAUGAUGCACGUGAAUAAUUUCCCCUUUAGAAGGCAUUCCUGGAUAUGUUUCGAUGUGGACAAUGGCACAUCUUCGGGACGGAGUCCCUUGGAUCCCAUGACCAGCCCAGGAUCUGGGCUAAUUCUUCAAGCAAACUUUGUUCAUAGUCAACGUCGAGAGUCCUUUCUCUAUCGGUCUGACAGCGAUUAUGACCUCUCUCCAAAGUCUAUGUCCCGAAACUCCUCCAUUGCUAGUGAUAUACAUGGAGAUGACUUGAUUGUGACUCCGUUUGCUCAGGUCUUGGCCAGUCUGCGAACUGUAAGAAACAACUUUGCUGCAUUAACAAAUUUGCAAGACCGAGCACCCAGCAAACGAUCACCCAUGUGCAACCAACCAUCCAUCAACAAAGCCACCAUAACAGAGGAGGCCUACCAGAAACUGGCCAGCGAGACCCUGGAGGAGCUGGACUGGUGUCUGGACCAGCUAGAGACCCUGCAGACCAGGCACUCCGUCAGCGAGAUGGCCUCCAACAAGUUUAAAAGGAUGCUUAAUCGGGAGCUCACCCAUCUCUCUGAAAUGAGUCGAUCUGGAAAUCAGGUGUCAGAAUAUAUCUCAAGCACAUUCUUAGAUAAGCAACAUGAAGUGGAAAUUCCCUCUCCUACUCAAAAGGAGAAGGAAAAAAAGAAAAGGCCAAUGUCUCAGAUCAGCGGGGUGAAGAAGUUGAUGCACAGCUCAAGCUUGACUAAUUCAAGUAUCCCAAGGUUUGGGGUUAAAACGGAACAAGAAGAUGUGCUUGCGAAGGAACUAGAAGAUGUGAACAAAUGGGGUCUUCAUGUUUUCAGAAUAGCAGAGUUGUCUGGUAACCGACCUUUGACUGUUAUCAUGCACACCAUUUUUCAGGAACGGGAUUUAUUAAAAACAUUUAAAAUUCCAGUAGACACUUUAAUCACAUACCUGAUGACCUUGGAAGACCAUUACCAUGCAGAUGUAGCCUACCACAACAAUAUCCACGCUGCAGAUGUAGUCCAGUCAACACAUGUGCUGUUGUCUACACCUGCUUUGGAGGCUGUGUUUACAGAUUUAGAAAUUCUGGCAGCAAUUUUUGCCAGUGCAAUACACGACGUAGAUCAUCCUGGUGUGUCAAAUCAGUUUCUGAUCAAUACAAACUCUGAACUUGCCUUGAUGUACAAUGAUUCUUCUGUCUUGGAAAACCAUCAUUUGGCUGUGGGCUUUAAGUUGCUUCAGGAAGAAAACUGUGACAUUUUCCAGAAUUUGACCAAAAAGCAAAGACAAUCAUUGAGGAAAAUGGUCAUUGAUAUCGUUCUUGCAACAGACAUGUCAAAACACAUGAAUCUACUGGCUGAUUUGAAAACUAUGGUUGAAACUAAGAAAGUGACAAGUUCUGGAGUUCUUCUUCUUGAUAAUUAUUCUGAUAGGAUUCAGGUCCUUCAGAAUAUGGUGCAUUGUGCAGACCUGAGCAACCCAACCAAGCCGCUCCAGCUGUACCGUCAGUGGACUGACCGCAUAAUGGAGGAAUUCUUCCGCCAGGGAGACAGAGAGCGGGAGCGGGGCAUGGAGAUAAGUCCCAUGUGUGACAAGCACAACGCCUCUGUGGAAAAAUCACAGGUGGGCUUCAUAGACUAUAUUGUUCACCCUCUCUGGGAGACAUGGGCAGACCUAGUACAUCCUGAUGCCCAGGACAUUUUGGACACUUUGGAGGACAAUCGUGAGUGGUAUCAGAGCACAAUUCCUCAGAGCCCCUCUCCAGCGCCUGAUGACCCGGAGGAGGGCCGGCAGGGCCAGACGGAUAAGUUCCAGUUUGAACUGACUUUAGAGGAAGAUGGUGAGUCAGACACCGAAAAAGACUGUGGAAGUCAGGUGGAGGAAGACACCAGCUGCAGUGACUCCAAGACUCUCUGUACUCAAGACUCGGAGUCGACUGAGAUUCCUCUUGACGAACAGGUGGAAGAGGAGGCAGUUGGGGAGGAGGAGGAAUGCCAUCCUGAAGCCAGUGUCGUAGAAGAUCAUUCUCCUGACACGUAACAGUACAAAGUCAUUCACCUCCCCCAACCCCUGCCCCCUUUUUUUUAAGUAGAAAAAUUGUUUCCAAAGUGCAUGUCACAUGCCACAACCGUAGUCACACCUCACUGUCAUCUGCCAGGACGUUUGUUGAACAAAACUGACCUUGACUACUCAGUCUGGCGCUCAGGAAUAUCGUAACCUGUUUUUCACCUCCACGUCAUCGGAGUGAAGGGGAUAUCUUCAUGAACAGCAUUUGAACUUGAUUGCAGCUCAGUAGAGCUGACAUAGCAGAGAAAUCAACUCCCAAAGGUUUUCCAGCGAGAGUGGCUCAUCCAGCAGCUCAAAAAGUGAUAGGAUUUGGGAUUUCUCUUCUUUCUAUUUGUUUGCGAUAUUUCCAACAUAAAGAAGGCAUUAUGCAGAUUGAAGUAAGGGAUGAAACAGCAGAUGGGUCAGGAACAGGACAAGGGUGAAACUGUUACCAGGAGGAAGAUGAGCCACAGAAAUUGCAUAAUUUUCUAAUUUCAAGUCUUCCUGAUACAUGACUGAAUAGUGUGGUUCAGUGAGCCAACACUGACCUCUACAUUUUGUAUGAUAUGUGAAACAGAUUUUUUGUAGAGCUUACUUUUAUUAUUAAAUGUAUUGAGGUAUUAUAUUUAAAAAACUAUGUUCAGAACUUCAUCUGCCACUGGUUAUUUUUUUCUAAGGAGUAACUUGCAAGUUUUCAGUACAAACCUGUGCUACACUGGAUAAAUCUAAUUUAUGAAUUUUACUUGCACCUAAGAGUUCAUAGCAAUUAACUGAUUUGUAGUGAUUCAUUGUUUUAUAUACCAAUGACUUCCACAUUUUAAAACAAAAAACUUAUGUUGCAGGAAACCCUUUUUUGUAGGACUUCGUUUACUUUGCUUUUUAUUUGACUCUUCAGAUAUGCAGAGUUGCUCUCCACUCACAUUUCUCUUCAUGGUGUGCAAAGUGAACAUUUGUUUCGUAAUAGUUCAGUGUGUGUUCUGUCUAAUGUGUCUUAAAACCUAAUGGACACUCAAUCAUCAGUUGGUGUUGUCUGAAGCAAGUGAGAGAUAUAUAAAUACCCAAUAGCUAGAAUGGUCAGUCUUUUUUAGAUCUUUUCCUACCUAGUGUCUUCUGAUAACUUUUUGCUGUGUCUAUAGAUCCUCAUCUCACAAAUGCAUGUCUUUGUAAUAACCCGCACAUUUCAGCUCAUUUUCAUGGGUUUUUGCAGUCAGUUACAGUAAGGAUAACUUUUUCCCCGUUGUGCUGCUUUAUUAUUUUAGUGUUUGAGCCUCUGUCCACAUUCUCUAGAUGGGGUCUUAUCAAAUAUAUCACCACCAUUCUGAUUGUUGAAGAAACAGGUAGUCAAAUUAGGGUUAGCAUUCAUUUUUACCAUGAAAUCAUAUAUAAAAUGACUACCUUUUUACUCUUGGUUUACAAAGAAAAGUUAACUAGCUAGCUAGGCAGUUUCUGAAAAUAUUGGCAGAAUAUAUUAACAAAAACACCAAUACCGUUCUUUUUUGUUUCUGUGACUUCACUAUGAGAUUAAGAUCUUUGUAAGGAAUACUCGAGAAGUGUUAUUAAGAGUAGCAACUAAUCUUUCUUAAUGGAUAGCCACAUUCACAGAACUGUACUAUCAGUUCUCAUUGGUCCAUAGCAUGUCUUACAAAGGAGAAUUUCUUUAAAUUUCUUUAAAUACAAUGAGAGGAAGAAGUUGAUGAUGCCACUUGUACCAGAGGUUUUGGUAAUAUAAUGUCCUAGGACACCAGAUUGAGUCAAGAUUCUGUUUAAAUACAGAUCACCUAGGCCUGGAGAUGUAGCUCACACAUGCUGUCACGCUCUCUUCCUUACCUCAUUGCUAUGCUACCACCUUUUCCUCUCUCUCUCUCUCUCUCUCUCUCUCUCUCUCUCUCUCUCUCUCUCUCUCUCUCUCUCACACACACACACACACAGACACACACAGAAAAAUUGCAGCUCAUUUUUGGUUAAAUUUAGCACCAAGAAUAGAAUUUAUAAUUCUAGAUACUCAUUCCUAGUAUUUACCUUCAGUUGUAAUCUUGAGGUGUUGUAUUAAUUCGGUGUUUAUUCCCAUCCAACUCUUAAAAUUAAUGUCUCUUUUAUGAGGAGUCUGAACUCCACAUGGUCAUUAUUCAUAUACUGUCCAUGAAUCGAAAUGCAGACUACAGAACGGGGAUAUAUCAGCACAUGGAAAAUAUAAACAAAAAGAAUUGUAACCCUGAAAAAUAUUUAUAAUCAGGCUAUCUCAUAGAAAUAGCCCUAAGGGUAAGUUCCUAUUUUAAUCCUCUGAGAUCUGCUAAUGUUUAAAACCUUUGGUAAAAUUAUGUUAUCACUGGUCUUGUUCCUAGAACAGGAUAGUAAUCAACUAAAACAGAUUUUCUCCUGUAAAAAUCAGUACUUUUUAAGGCUGGAGUGAUACCACAGCGGGUAAGGCUUUUGCCUUGCUCCUGGCCAACCCGGGUUCGAGUCCCAGCAUCCCAUAUAGUCCCCUGAGCACUUUCAGGAGUAAUUCCUGAGUGCAAAGUCAGGAGUAACCCUUGAGCAUCGCGGAGUGUGACCCAAAAAGGAAAAAUAAUCAGUACUUUUUAAAAUUAAGGCCAGGUGGUUUCACAAGAAUACUUGGAAACUUAUUUGUUUUGAUUGUAUUUGUCUCUGGUGGAGGUCUAGAAGAAACAACAAAGAAUCUAAGGUUUAUUCCUUUUCCAAAAUACUGUCAUUCUCUCCUAUCUCUGACACUUGGCAUUUCCCACAUAGAGUGCCUAGAAUCUUAAUAUAAACAAUUAAAAGCAAUAUGUCACAAAUGCAGGACUGAUAUGGUUUAUAACUACACUAAAAAGGUUUUUUUUUUUUCCCCUUCCCCUCCGUUUUGGUUUUUAAUGGUAACGUGUUAUGAAGAUUCUCACUAAUGGACAAUCAAAUUGUAGUAAAGUCAUAAUAUUCUAGAGACAGGGACUGAUGCACUGUACAAUCCACUUAAGACACCCACCCACUUCCCUCCCUCUCUUUCUCCCAUCUCUCGCCAAAGUGUGCUUCACAAUUAAUACAGUGUUUCAAGAACAUCCUCUUUACAGUGUCUUUACAUUUCUUAAAAUGCCAUAAGAAAAUGCAAUAUCUGGGUACUGUAUGUGGGGGGAAAAAAAGUCCAAGUUUGCAUAAAACCAGUACAUCUAGCUUGCAAGUUACUAACACAAUAAUGCUAUUUUAAUUUUCUUUUCUUUUACAUCACUUCAUGUUCACAAGAAAAUAAUGUAGAUAGAACAAAUCACAGACAAGGAAAAAAACUUGAAUGAAAUGGGUUUUACAGAAAGCUUUAUGAUAAUUUUUGAGUGCAUUAUUUAUUUUUUGUGCCAUGCAUUUCUUUUCUCACCAAAUGACCUUACCUAUAAUACAGUCUUGUUUGUCUGUUUACAACCAUGUAUUUAUUGUAAUGUACAUAUUGUAAUGUUAAUUGUAAAUUAUAAGUUCUUAUUAAAACAUCCCAUAAGGGGAUGGUGUUGAUAUAUUUGGGAACUCUUGGUGAGAGAAUGAAUGGUGUGUAUACAUACUCCUUGUAUAUUUUAUUUUCUCCUGUAAUAUAGUCUUGUCACCUUAGAGCUUGUUUAUGGGAGAUUCAAGAAAACUAUAAAAUACGUAAAGAUAUAUAAAUUUAAAAAACAUAGCUGCAGGUCUUUGGUCCCAGGGCUGUGCCUUAACUUUAACCAAUAUUUUCUGUUUUGCUGCAUUUGAAAGCAAGAUAACAGUGGGGUUAGGGCUGGGCAUUUUACCUCUGAGCUUUGACUUGUUUGGAUUUUAUAGAACUACAGACAACCUUGGGAAGAUCCCAAGACUGAGCUCUUGGGUAUGCUUCUUGGAAAGGAACGUUGCAUAUAUAAUGAUGUUUCCCCAUCUGUGAUCAGGAACCACUUCAGUUUACUUACAUUUGAUUUUUAUUCACUGUCAAACACUACCGGGAAAAUAGAUUAUUGAUUGGUGAUUAUAAAAAAAUCCUUUUGGCUACUAGAGCCAGAGAUCACCUGUGUGGUUGGGUCCUUUGUUCAUCAGCCCCCUGACCUGUGAAAGAAAAGCUCAUUCACACAGGCAUGGUUCUUCAUCAAGAAUCAGUCAAUCCUCUUGGACAUAAAUCCAUAUUUUUAAAUACAAGGUUAUGUUUAAUGCUAAUUUACAUAACAAAAUUUCCAUUUUUCAGAAUUUGUUUCUGCAAAGUUUUUAUCAGUUUAGAAUUUUAAAAAUUUAAGCUUGUAGAAUCAACAGAUCUCCAAAACUGAAAAUUUCCCAGUGGGUGUUAUGGAUCCUCCCACUGCUGCCCAGCCCUUCAAAUACAGAGUGGAGGGAGAGAGCCUUUUUCUAGGUAAAAUGAGCCUCUUAUUAUUUUGGGGUUUUUUGUUUGUUUGUUUGUUUGUUUGACACAAACUGUAGAUUUAAGCAGCCCUGGCCCAAAGGAAUUUGAUUACUUUUGUUUUAAACAGUACAAAGGGGACACUAAUUACAAACAUCCUUACCGAUUUUAGUUUUUAAAUUUAUUUCUUUGGAACUGUUUUCAGAGUGGUAAAUUGUGUGUAAGCAUAACAAAUGAUUCUUUUAGUGGUUUCUUAGCCUCUUACAGCCCAUGGGGAUAGUACUGUACAUCAAUACCUUCAUAUGAAAUUUUUAUAUGCAAUGAAAAUAAAAGCAUGGGUUGAUUCUGCCUA
Sorex fumeus (smoky shrew) is the source of this 7920-nucleotide messenger RNA. RefSeq names its product phosphodiesterase 4D (gene PDE4D). Lineage: Eukaryota; Metazoa; Chordata; Mammalia; Eulipotyphla; Soricidae. Gene Ontology annotation, biological process: cAMP catabolic process; regulation of cardiac muscle cell contraction; signal transduction. The coding region runs from base 1211 to 3232 and encodes 673 amino acids. The record is from RefSeq and is a predicted model, not a curated record. Gene Ontology annotation, molecular function: ATPase binding; 3',5'-cyclic-AMP phosphodiesterase activity; transmembrane transporter binding. The transcript is spliced from 15 exons. Gene Ontology annotation, cellular component: perinuclear region of cytoplasm; cytosol; nucleus.